Molecule: messenger RNA, 2391 nt
Organism: Neohortaea acidophila
Lineage: Eukaryota; Fungi; Ascomycota; Dothideomycetes; Mycosphaerellales; Teratosphaeriaceae
Exons: 2
Coding region: 29-2062 (677 amino acids)
Biological process (GO): cleavage in ITS2 between 5.8S rRNA and LSU-rRNA of tricistronic rRNA transcript (SSU-rRNA, 5.8S rRNA, LSU-rRNA)
Cellular component (GO): nucleus
Molecular function (GO): polynucleotide 5'-hydroxyl-kinase activity
Source: RefSeq, a predicted model, not a curated record
CAUCCAGUCUGACAACAACCUCGACUCCAUGGCUCCGAAAAGAAAGGCGAAAGAGGCGUUUGGCCAGCAGGGCCAGCUGAGCGCCUUUGCGGCGGCGAAAAUUGCGAGGCAACAAGUCCAACCCGAACCAACCUCUGCGCCACAAACCAUCACAGACUCGGUCGACCUCGCGACAGAAGUGGCGAGUCUCCCGUAUAAUGGCGAGCGUAGCAGAUACAUCUCACCGGAUCUCACCUCUGGCGCCGUGCUGCGCAGCGCGCAAUUGCCUCCCAGGCCGGAUGCUAUCAGACUUUCUACUUUCGUCCCGAAUGCGAACACUGUCCUACGAGACGAUGAUGAGUGUUUGGAACUCAGUCUGCAGAAAGGCGUGGCUGUCGUACUGGUCGGCGAAUACGACGUCUGCGUCCUGAACGACACGGGCUGCAUCAGCGUUGCUGGAACAUUCUUAAUCCUCGCCCAAGGCCCUCGGAGGGUUUACGCGCCGACGACUCAUGCUCUGCCUCAACUACGCGCAGAGCGAGACGACACAACCAUACGAAUCUCAUCGUUUCAUUCCCGGCUUCGACAGCUGGAAAGCCUAUCACCCUUCUUCUGUAAUCUUUGGAACUCAACCGCGAAUACGAAACGGUCUUUCACCCUUCUCCGGACGACCGAUGAUGACCUUCUCCGGCGGUCUUUGAAUUUGCUGGAGCUUGACAACGAGACUUCAAUCCGUACGAUCUUGAAUAAGGCAGCGAGCACUAGGAAGUGGCCGUCAGUGAUGGCCAUCGGCUCCAAAUCCUCAGGCAAAUCCACCUUGAACCGCUUCAUUGUCAACAAGAUGCUCAGCUCAAUCCGUGGACUCAGCUGCAUGUACCUCGACCUCGACCCAGGACAGCCCGAAUUCGGUCCUGCAGGACUAAUCUCUCUCGUCGAAGUCAAGGUCCCCAUCCUCGGACCGCCCUUCACCCAUCACGCUUCGUCAGGAUCGGCACAAUACAGACUCAUCAGAUCCCACGCCAUCGCCGCGACGAGCUUCAAAGACGACCCAGAGCACUACAACUCAUGCGUGCGAGAUCUUCUCAAACGCGUCAGAUUCGAGCGGGACUUCAUCGUCGUCAACACCUGCGGCUGGGUUAACGGCCUAGGCGCAAGCGCACUCGUGGAGAUCGCCUCGCAUCUGCCUCUAAGCGAUCUCUUCGUCCUCGACCCCGUGGACGAAGCCUUGGUAAGGGAAAUACACUUAAGAUCAGGCGGCAAACCAACGAUCCACCACACGCCUCGCCGACCACCUAGGCCCUCGUCUCGCACCCCAGCAGAAAUGCGAGCAAUGCAGAGCAUGUCCUACUUCCACCGCCGCUUUCCCCCACCCAUCCCCACCAACAACGACCAAACACCCCUCGCCCAACCAAAAUGGAGCGCCAAACCCAUCUCCAAAGUCCGACCAUGGGUAAUCGACUACGCCGGCCCAUCGCGCGGAAUCCACGCCGUGCUCUCCCACGCCCAAACCCCCGACCCCGCCUUCCUCUCCGAAGUCCUCGCCGGCGCACUCGUGGCCAUCGUAGUCCUCGAGCAACCCACCAACUUCCUCCUCUCGGACUCCUCACACCCAACAGCCUCGGCAGCAGAAGAAGAAGAAGAAGAAGAAGAAGAGGGAGAAGCGGAGGACCCAAUAUCUCUCACCCCCGACUCAUCGUCUCUCCCUUACGUCCCCCCAUCCGCGAAAACAGGCAUCCCCCGCUCCCUGAACCCGGGUACAACACACGCCCUCGGCCUUGCACUGGUGCGCGGAAUCGACACCACGCACAAACAACUGCACCUCCUGACCCCACUUCCCGAAGCGGAAAUGACGGCUCUCAAAAGCCAGAAAGUGGUCCUUGUGCGCGGCGCCUUUGAUGCGCCUGAGUGGGCCUAUUUGGAGGAUGGGUUUGCGAGGGGUGCGACAUUGGCGGGAGGAGGGGUGGGCGCUGCUGUGGCGGCUGAGGAAAGGCCGUGGGUUAGUAGGCGGGAGAGGGUGGGGAUUGAGGGCAAGGUGUGGAGGUUGCGGCAUCCGCCUUUGGCUGCGGCGAUGGGAGGGCGGUGAGGAAGAGGGGGAUUAUGUUUGUAUAGUGCUAUUGGCGAGUAUACAAUAUCACGUCGCACGUUUGUCGUGUCGGGAAUCGUCCAACUUUUGUUCCCUCGCUUAUGCCCUGUUCACCACGCGCCAAUGCCUUCAUCCAGCAGAUUACCCAUGAUUUGUGGCAGAACGCUGACUCGCUUGCUCACUCUUUGCCGCAUGCUUUGCACUCUGACGUUGAAAUGGGGAAGUCAAACCAAGCCCCCGCAUCACGAAACAACCAACACCAGUCUCCGAUAUCCUCACGCCACUCGGCCCUCCGCCUGCGCCUCGCGAACUUGCUCGAAAACCUGUCC